Sphaeroforma arctica JP610 is the source of this 2167-nucleotide messenger RNA. RefSeq lists its product as hypothetical. The transcript has a single exon. The record is from RefSeq and is a predicted model, not a curated record. The annotation marks the transcript as partial. NCBI's taxonomy places the organism in Eukaryota, Ichthyosporea, Ichthyophonida.
GAAACUGUGGUACGUGCUGAGGGAGACGAUGAUCCUUACUUCCGCCAGCCCCAGGCCGAUACUGCGACUGCGGAAAGUGCGGUACUUGAUCAUGUCACAGAGAACGAUAUCUAUGGCAAUGUUGACACCUUCCGCCAAGUGGCUGCCACUUCUACUAUGUCGGGUGUGGGCGACAUACCUACCGAGGGUGUCCUGCUGAAAGCGGAGGAUAUACCUGCUGGGUGUGGCGGUAACCAUGGUGAUAGCGGUAACCAUGGUGACAGUGACCUGUACGGUAAUGCUAGUAUAUUCCUACAAGCUAUACCACCUACUACUUCCGGUGUAGCUGACAUACCUACGGAGUGUGGCGCAGACCCCUAUACCAAUGUGGACACACUGCCACUCGUUCCGUCUGGGGAAAGUGCGGUACUUAGUGACGGCCGUACCGAACUGCCGAUGAGCACUGCAGGCGUGUCUGUGGUAGAGCCGUCUAUGGAGACUACACAUACACACAGUGAUCACAUACCACCAGUCCCUGGUAGUAGCUGUGGGGACGAGGAGAGGGGUGUGGGUAAUGGCAUGAACGGCAGAGGUACGGCUGGGUGUGGUGCAGAGGCUGCCUACACUAACGCUGCGUCGCUCAGAUCCCUUGGGAAGACACCUGCGGACAGGACUAUUGGGACACCCUGGGACACGGCCGUUUGUGUGUAUGAGGCCCAGUUUGACUUCCACAAGGCGUUGCUAUCUGUUCCCGUUCCCUUAUCACAUAGCGUGGGUGAGGGUUUAAACCCUGGCGAUAGACAGGCGAGUGCUGAUGAAGCUUGCGAUACCACUGGUCGGAGUGCUUCUCUGGGCUGUCCCGUUAUCGAGUCCGAGGGUAAAGCGGUAGAGGAACCCAAGACACCUAUCGGGGCCUGGUUUGGCGCAGGGCGUGUAGUCGUUUCCAUGGCAACCAUAGACACUGAGAAAACUGACACAGACAAGGCCUCGGGCACACCAGCCAUAGACACAAGCAGCAAGGAUGUCAAGACCAUCAUCGCCACCAUCAAUCGAUACAGUAGCAUGGACGUACUCCAAUCGCUGCCUGUGCCAAUGCCUGGUAGCGGUACAAACAGCCCGCGCAGCGGUAGCCGGGUUGGUAGCUAUACGAGGUUGGAUGUGCCUACGGUGUGCCUACCUACGAAAGGCGUACCGGUGACGGAUUUACCGUCUGGCUCAGCUGGUAGUGCAGGUCUUAAUAACAGCACUGUAGUCGGCUGUGUGGGCAAAGGCGAAGGAUCUGCCAUGGGUAUGUGCAAGGACGCUCAAGCAGGAACUGUUACUAGCGUAUGUGAGGAAGACACGGCCGAAAACAAGGCCGCUGUGGGUAUCACCACAGACUCUGCAGCCCAAGACGUGGCUAAGUGCUCUGCCACCCGACACACAACGAGCACCGUCCACCCUACUCAGAUCAUCACAAUGGUCAAUGCACAUACGGAUAUUAGCAACACCACUAACAUUGUCCACACCACAUCUGUGAGCCCUACCCACGCACAACACACCGCCAAGAACAUCACAUCGACGGACACGACCAAUACAAACAGUGGCAGAACCUUUGCCGAUACCCGACCCCUUGGCAAGGAUAUCCACGCCACCAAAACCGCCCGGAAGGAUUAUCCCACAGACGCGCUGUCUGUUGGGACUGAUGGUAACCAUGGCAACCUCGAGCCGGUUGGACUCGCGCAUACCACAGAACCUUCUCCUUCUUCUUCGAUCUUGCUUGGGAAUCCCAGGGUGAAGAAGGACAACGUGAAUGUGUGUGCGGUGUCACACACAUCUGCAGUACACACACCGCCAGUACCCAGCAUGUUGCCACGGUCGAUUCCGGCCUUGCCGCCCACCGUGACUAUAAAUAGUCACCAAUCAGAACCCGGCAGCCCGAGCAACAUCCACAUCAUGCCCUUCCCGUCCCUGUGCACUCUGCCUAUGGCCACAGUCACUCUACCACCCACACCCAGAUUACCAGCCCAGACACCAUCGAGUACAAACAGAAAAAGCAGCACCAACAACCCCCUCAAUACUAUCAAGGCCAUGGGGGGUAUGAAGAGUCUUCACAAAUCCAGCAUGCGUCCCAAGAGCACAACUAUGACUCUGCCCACGGCACCCCCUGCGCUCAAGUCGUCUGAGGAUGUGAUGGCCGGUAUUGCGG